Molecule: messenger RNA, 1869 nt
Organism: Phalaenopsis equestris
Lineage: Eukaryota; Viridiplantae; Streptophyta; Magnoliopsida; Asparagales; Orchidaceae
Product: serine/threonine-protein kinase RHS3-like
Exons: 3
Coding region: 32-1834 (600 amino acids)
Biological process (GO): protein phosphorylation
Cellular component (GO): plasma membrane; nucleus; cytoplasm
Molecular function (GO): protein serine/threonine kinase activity; ATP binding
Source: RefSeq, a predicted model, not a curated record
AAUCCCCCUCGUGCAGUCAUUCUCGAAGCAGAUGGAUGCUAUAUUGUCGAGGAAAAGAUUCUCAAAAAUCAAGAAAAAGGCUCAGGUGACUGUCUCUGACCUGGAUAUUGAGAGAAUUUCAAUCCCUAUAUCUCGGCCUGAAUUGGAAGGGUCCUUCCCAAGAUCUGAACCAAAGUCAAAUUUUGGAACAAAAUCUGAAAAUUCAUCAACCAUCACUUUAAAUGGCUUAUAUGAGGAUCGUAUAAGUUCAUCAAUCAGCCUGCAUUCAACAAAAGCCUUAUGCCCUCCUGUAACUCUGAAAACAUUAUCAGGAAAAGCAUUCAGCAUCAAAAAAAAACUAGCCGUUAUUUCUAAAGAUGAUUCAAAUUUAGACAAUCUUUCAUGCUCGAGCUCUAAACUCAAACCUGCUAUAAUAUCUGAAUCCCAACCAGGGGACGAAUCAGACAAAAAGAAAAUAAGGGAUUCUGCUAACAGGGAUCGAGUUAACUCGGUGAAGGACUCGAAUUCGUGCUUAAGUUCAAAUCCUACUUCCAGUCAAAGUAGUUGCAGCAGCUCACAGAGGAACAGCUUGGAUGGUUACUCCUCCAUGGCUGCUCAAGUGAAACGGCACACAGGUCACGAUAGUCGGUGGCAGGCGAUCCAGCUCGCUAGUUUGAGAGAUCCGCCGCUUGGGCUUAAUCACUUCAAACUACUCAAACGGUUAGGUUUUGGUGACAUAGGGAGUGUUUAUCUUGUUCAGCUGAAGGGCAGUGAUGCAUAUUUUGCAAUGAAAGUUAUGGACAAGGCUUCCAUUGUUAGUAGAAAUAAGCUGAUCAGAGCACAGACUGAGAGGGAGAUCCUCAGCCUUUUGGAUCAUCCUUUUCUGCCGACUCUUUACUCGCAUUUUGAGACCGAUAAAUUCUACUGCUUGGUGAUGGAGUAUUGCAGUGGAGGCAAUCUCCACUCUCUCAGGCAAAAGCAGCCUCACAAAUAUUUCACUGAGCAAGCAGCAAGAUUCUACGCUUCAGAGGUUUUACUUGCACUUGAGUACCUCCACAUGCUUGGAAUUGUGUACAGAGACUUAAAACCAGAGAAUGUUCUUGUUAGAGAGGAGGGCCACAUUAUGCUCUCCGACUUCGACCUCUCCCUCCAAUGCUCCGUUAGUCCCACUCUCGUCAAAUCUUCAUCCUUGCACUCCGGCAAACUCGAAAGCAUGUUCGACACAGAUAGAGGCGUCCAAGGCUGCAUCCAACCAACCGCCUUGUUCCCGCGUAUAAUCCCCAAAAGGAAUCGAAAGUCGAAAUCGGAUUUCGGCGUUGGCGGCAAGCUCCUGCCCGAAUUGAUCGCAGAACCGACCAAUGCUCGAUCGAUGUCUUUCGUCGGAACCCACGAGUACCUCGCCCCGGAGAUCGUCCGAGGAGAAGGGCAUGGCAGUGCCGUCGACUGGUGGACCUUUGGCAUCUUCAUAUACGAGCUCGUAUAUGGAACCACCCCCUUCAAAGGUUCGGGGAAUCGAGCCACUCUCAUCAAUGUCAUAGGCCAGCCGUUGAGGUUUCCGGAGGAGCCGGUUGUAAGCACCAGCGCACGAGAUCUCAUCAAAAGUCUUCUGGUUAAGGAUCCGCAGAAAAGGAUAGCUUAUCGCAGGGGUGCGACGGAGAUAAAGCAGCAUCAGUUUUUUGAUGGAGUGAAUUGGGCGUUGGUGAGGAGCAUGCCGCCGCCGCAUGUGCCGGAGCCGGUGGACUUUGGCCGAUAUGGAAACAAAGAUGUUACAGACACAAGGAAGCAGGAUGGAGCUGAAAAUGGUAGAGGCAGCAAACAGAUCAACACUUCACAACCUGAUUUUGAGUAUUUUUAGGCUGUGUGUUUUUCAAUGGAAAGUCAUAGAGAGGG